Molecule: messenger RNA, 237 nt
Organism: Closterium sp. Yama58-4
Lineage: Eukaryota; Viridiplantae; Streptophyta; Zygnematophyceae; Desmidiales; Closteriaceae
Source: the annotation of a GenBank genome assembly
AUGGCAGCAUAUUUUCACCCUUCCAACCCCCACCAGGUUCCCAACCCACUCUCCCGAACACCCUGGCAAGCAGGGUGCAAAAAAGGGACCCACCAUCAUCCCACUUCCCAACCUCCCAACCACCUCCCCACAGCUGCAAUCUGCUUGAGUUUUCUUUUCGUUUUUUUUUUUUUUUUCCACUUCUUUUCGUUUUUUUUUUUUUCCUGGUUUUUUUUUUUUUUUUUUUUUUUUUUUUGA